Messenger RNA from Chenopodium quinoa (quinoa), 1242 nucleotides. RefSeq lists its product as uncharacterized. Bases 1 to 1242 code for a protein of 413 amino acids. The record is from RefSeq and is a predicted model, not a curated record. Lineage: Eukaryota; Viridiplantae; Streptophyta; Magnoliopsida; Caryophyllales; Amaranthaceae. The transcript has a single exon.
AUGGCAAAUUAUACCAUUUGGUAUUGGCACGGUGAGAAAAUAAUUCCUACAACUAGUAGGUCAUCAAUCAAUGACGCUGAUAUGCAGAAUAGAGAACAAUAUGAUAAUAAUGAAAGGGAUACCGAUGAAAAUUACGAGGAGGAUCACAUUCCUGAGAUGAUGGAUGGUUUGGGUGAUCAUGUGAACGAAGAAUCUCGUAUGUUUGAAAAUGUGUCAAAGGCCGCCGAGACACCUUUAUAUCCUGGAUGUGCAAAGUACUCUAAGCUUUCAGGGGUUUUAACACUAUUUAACUUGAAAGCGAAGAACAGUUGGACCGAUACAAGUUUCAAUUCGUUGUUAAAAGCUUUAUCAGACAUGCUUCCUGAAGGGAAUGACAUUCCUAAGUCUACCUACUAUGCAAAGAAGCUAUUGUGUCCCUUAGGUCUAGAGUACACGAAGAUCGAUGCAUGUCCUAAUGAUUGUGUACUUUUUCGAAAUGAGUAUGAAAACCUUGAUGUUUGUCCAAAGUGCGGUGUUGAUCGUUACAAGCGCGAGGGUUCAAACCCCAAUCGCAAGAAGUGGCCACCAGCUAAGGUGUUAUGGUAUUUUCCUAUAAUACCGAGGUUUAAACGACUUUUUUCUAUCAAGAAGGAUGCAAAAAACUUGGUGUGGCAUGCACAAGAGAGGAAGAUAGAUGGGUACAUUAGGCAUCCCGCUGAUUCGAAGCAACGGAAACAUAUUGAUGAUACAUUUCCUGAGUUUGGUAAAGAGGCUAAGAACCUGAGACUUGCACUAAGUACCGACGGGAUGAAUCCUUACGGUACCCUUAGCUCUCAACACAGCACAUGGCCGGUGCUUUUGUCGAUUUAUAACUUGCCUCCUUGGCUAUGCAUGAAACGUAAGUACAUCAUGUUGUCGCUUCUAAUAUCGGGUCCCAAACAACCCGGUAAUGACAUAGAUGUCUACUUGGAGCCUCUCUUGGAGGAUUUGAGACUGUUAUGGGAUAAAGGUGUUCCAAUGUUCGAUGCCCAUACAAGUACAAAUUUUACGUUGCGUGCCAUAAUUUUUUGCACUGUAAUUGAUUUCCUGGCUUAUGGGAACUUGUUUGGGUACAAAUAUAGAGGGAAAAAACCAUGCCCUAUUUGUGAGGACAAAAUGGAACCGACACGCCUCAAGAAUUUUGGAAAGGAUGUUUAUAUGCAUACUAGACGACUACUUCGUCGAGAUCACCCUUAUCGUAAGAAAAAAGCUGAGGAGAAAUAG